UUAUCGGCAGCGAACGUUCCUCCCUCUUAAACAACGAUAAAUCUGGCGAUAAGUUUCUUGGAGAGGAGGCCAGGUUGCUUGUAUACGUCCACUCCUAGUUCGCCGAUGCCCACUGGUUCCUCUCCACAGCCGCUGUAUAAGGUUGGUGGACUAACUCGUUACGCUGCAACUCCGUGGAGGGAAAUUUUAAGAGAAGUGUAGAAAAUGAGUAGCUACAGUUUGAGUGUGCCACCGCCUCCGCCACAAUUCGGGUCCCACUUUGACAGAGUGAAUUCGGCGUACCAAGCCAGUCUGCAAGCUAGCAAAGCAAAUUUUACAGUUAGUCAUUUGUUGGAUUUGGAAGAACUGCCGGCGGAGGACUGCAGUAUGUUUGCCGCCACCGCACCUCAUCAUCAGUCGUCCCCGUCUCAGAUCCACCAUCAUGGGACUCUGUCCCCACAAAACCAUUGUAACCAACCUAGCCCGUCGACGAACCUCAACAUUUCCAGCGUCUCUAACAACAGUAAUGACGAUACAGCCGACAAGAAUCCAGCCUCCACAACAGACGAGGAGCAGAAGAAAGACGAUGAUGGCAAAAGGCGGCGCAAGCAGAGACGAAAUCGGACUACUUUCAACAGUCAACAAUUAGCGGCCCUGGAACGAGUGUUUGAACGGACUCAUUAUCCUGACGCCUUUGUGCGCGAGGAGUUGGCGCGGAGAGUUAAUCUGAGUGAAGCGCGUGUUCAGGUGUGGUUUCAGAACAGAAGGGCAAAAUUUCGGCGCAACGAGAGGAACUUAUUACAGCAGCGAAACAAUAUCUACGGCCGUCCACAGGAAGUGACCCCAGUGGAGCAGCCGAUUUCUCCGCGCCCCGCCCCGAUCUCACCUCCUGAUUACUUGUCAUGGACGUCCCCAAAUCCUUACAGCCCCAAUGUUAGUACACCUUCCAGUUGUGUGUUUUCAAAUAACAACUACUCGCCGCCACCUCACGCUGUUGGGAACAGUAUUGCCUGCCUUAGAUUGAAGGCAAGAGAAUAUAAUAUGCACCCGCAAUAUGGACCUCCCCCACAGAUGCCUCAAUGACCUAUGACCUCUAUGUCUUCAUUAUCGCAAUAUUUUCCAUCCUGAUAUGUACAAAAACUAUUAUGAACUGAUGGUGCAGCUCUGUUCGUCUGUUGCAUAUUUCUAUGUGGUUGAUGAACCAUGUUAUCAAGAGACAGGCUAUGUUUUUGCAAUAAUCUGUACCAGACCGAAGUGUCUUUCUACAGAUUUGAACAUCUCGGACUGUGGUCUUCACUGUACUAUGCAAUUUAUUAAAUAUGCAACAGCAUUGAUUCACAGCGUAUAUUCGUGUGCCAAAUUGUAUCAAGGCGAAUUGCAGUUUAUGUUCAUUUUAUUGGACGGGUGGUUUUUAGAAGCUGUGAAGACAACUACGUCUAUGUGUACGUGUACUUAAAUGACUUAGACAGUGUUCACAGCAAGAGACACUCAUUCCUUCAGUGCCUCUAGAACAUUCUGAAGAAACAAAAUAAGACAAUGUCACAUACAGUUCUUUGAAACUUAGGAUGUAAGCCAUCUAUGAGUUAGUAAACUUUAUGUGGGGCAUAUUUACAGAUCAUUUGUUCUGUAUGUUAAAAAAAGCUUAAAUGUCUAAGGGUAACACACAUGUAUCUUUGGCCAGACGUUUCAUUUCAGAAACUGGCCAUACCUUGGCUUAAUAAAUAGUCUUUAAUCUAUGCCUACACUUUCGAAUAAAACAAUAUUUAAUACAGAAGUGUAGUGUUGCUUAGACACAACGCAUUAACACAUAUUUGCAGUGCUGUUAAAUCAAAACCAUAAACAAGACACGAAUAUUUGUUGACAGCGACUCAAUGUGUCCAGUAAGUCGAAUGUGAUAACUCUUUCCUCAAAUCUGAAUAUUUUCCCAUAUAAUUUCCCAUAAUCUUGAAUUUUGCUGACAGAAACUAAGCGCAAAUUCAGUUUAACUGUGUAAUCCUUAAAACUAUGUCAUAGAGCUGUUGUGACGAAACGUCACGCGGUGAGUAACUCUAUCUCUCCAAUCAGUCCAGUGUAAAUGUCUUAAGGUAUAUAUGAUCUGCAAACUCCAUGUCAUCAAAAUGUCAACCAAGUUCUUUUGGAUCCUGCCCGAGACAGGUACCUUGGUCCCUAUGCUUAUUCUUCUUGGGGUGCACACUAAACUUCCCUUUAGUUUGUACGCCAUCUGGUGUACUGUGAUGAUAUUCUUGCUCAAUCGUGUUGUUGUGAAGACUUUCUAUCACUGCCUUUUGGCAUCGUCCUGUGUCCUACAUAAACUGUUGUCGAGAGGACUACUUUAUCAGUUUAAUCAACAAUGUCCCCAUGCACAAAUGGCGACUGAGAGCAGUGGCAGAACGUUCACUGAUGCCUGAUUUCUAUCAAGCCAUAGGUGAUAUGAAGCGUCAAUCGCUCAUCACUGAUGCCUCGUGCGUACAAAAAUAGGAAUUGUUUUAAGUUUAAAUCCCUUUAAACCAUUUCAGUUACAAAUAUGACAUUACCGAUUUUCCCCUCUUUCUGUGAUGUCUGCCAAAGCCUCUUCCACCGUCCAGUUUUUCAAAACUAUUGUUCUAGCAGACUAGUAUGUUACGUACAUGUAACAUUGCAUUGAUAACGAGUUGACUGGAGAUCUACAUAUAGGUUUUGAGAACAAAAUAUCACACCGGCAAACAUCUACGGAGAAAUAAAAGUGACACGGUGAAAAAAAGUUUGGAAGGCAAAAAAUUGACAUUGUAAAACACGAUGUGGGUGUAUG
Molecule: messenger RNA, 2767 nt
Organism: Liolophura sinensis
Lineage: Eukaryota; Metazoa; Mollusca; Polyplacophora; Chitonida; Chitonidae
Product: paired mesoderm homeobox protein 2-like
Exons: 3
Coding region: 205-1062 (285 amino acids)
Biological process (GO): regulation of DNA-templated transcription
Molecular function (GO): DNA binding; DNA-binding transcription factor activity, RNA polymerase II-specific
Source: RefSeq, a predicted model, not a curated record